Messenger RNA from Ananas comosus (pineapple), 1930 nucleotides. RefSeq names its product importin subunit alpha-4-like. Gene Ontology annotation, cellular component: nucleus; cytoplasm. Bases 90 to 1766 code for a protein of 558 amino acids. The transcript is spliced from 10 exons. Gene Ontology annotation, biological process: NLS-bearing protein import into nucleus. Gene Ontology annotation, molecular function: nuclear import signal receptor activity; protein binding. The record is from RefSeq and is a predicted model, not a curated record. NCBI's taxonomy places the organism in Eukaryota, Viridiplantae, Streptophyta, Magnoliopsida, Poales, Bromeliaceae.
ACUUAAGCAAACACAAAGAGCUAUAUAUUUUGUGGAGCACUUUGCUACAGUCCCUCUCUCGUUCACGACUUCCUCUGACAAGAGCGGCCAUGUCGCUGCGGCCGCGAACGACGACGCGGGGGGACGCGCGGAGGAGGUCGUACAAGGCGUGGGUGGACGCGGGGGAGGCGCGGCGGAGGAGGGAGGCGUACCUCCUCGACCUGCGCCGGAGCAAGCGCCAUGGCGACCUCCUCAAGCGCCGCCGCCGCCGCCACGACGACGACGACGAAGACCACGACUCCGCCUCUCCUCCUCUUUCGCCGCGGCACCCUGAACCCCGCGAUCACGCCGCGCCCGACCCUCCAUCUCCCUCCUCCUCUCCCCCUCCUCCGCCUGCCGCCGCCGCCGAAGGCGACGACGACGCCGGCGAUUCCGAGUUGGGAAAUUUGCCUGGAAUGGUGGAGAGAGUUUGGUCAGACAAUCCAGCUUUGCAAUUGGAAGCAACUAGUCAGUUCAGGAGGCUUCUCUCAAUCGAGAAGAACCCCCCGAUUGAAGAGGUCAUUAAGGCAGGUGUUGUUCCAAGGUUUGUUGCAUUUCUUUCAUUGCACGAGCUUCCGCAGCUGCAGUUAGAGGCUGCAUGGGCACUGACGAAUAUAGCUGCUGGGACAACAGAGCAUACACAAAUUGUUAUUAAACACGGUGCUGUUCCAAAGUUGGUAGAGCUACUUGAUUCUCCACGGCAUAAUGUUAGAUUGCAGGCUGUGUGGGCACUAGGUAACGUUGCUGGUGACGCUCCAAGCUGCAGGAAUUCCGUCCUCGAGCAUGGUGCUCUCUAUCCAUUGCUCUCUCUAUUUAAUGAACAUGCACGAAUAUCAAUGUUGAGGACCGCUACAUGGACAUUGACUAAUCUUUGUCGCGGAAGACUACCUGAUAAAUCUCAGAUGAAGCCCAUUUUGAAGAUACUUCGGCAGCUUAUUAAUUCCAUUGACGAAAAUAUUUUAGCUGAUGCAUGCUGGGCUUUAUGUUAUCUUUCUGGUGGUACAAUUCAUGAAAUUGAGGUUGUGGUUGAGGCUGGCGUCUGUCCACCACUUGUAAAGCUCCUAUUGCAUCCAUCACCCAAUGUUCUUACUCCUGUCAUUUUAACAAUCGCGAAUAUUACUGCUGGAAAUGAUUCUCAGACGGAGGUCAUAGUGGAAAAUGGUGUGCUCCCUUGCUUAUUCCAACUGCUCACUCAUAGAUAUGAGAAGAGGAUAAGGAAAGAAGCUUGUCUGACAGUUUCAAAUAUUACCCUCCGAGGAAUAGUGCAGAUUCAGGCUGUAAUCGAAGCCAACAUCUUCAGCCCUCUGGUACAGCUACUAGAGCAUGUAGAUGUGGAUAUCAAGAAAGAGGCUGCUUGGGCUAUAUCUAAUGCUACUGUAGAGGGUUCUGAUGAACAAAUACGCUAUUUGGUGAGUCUGGGGUGUGUGAAACCACUUUGCGAUCUUCUCGAAAGCAGAGACCCUAUAACCGUGUGUGUGUGCCUUAACGCUCUUGAUAAUAUACUGAGCGUUGGAGAGAGCGACAAGAAAUCUGGUAAAACGGGGACAAAUCCCUAUGUCGAACUUGUCAAUGAAUGUGGGGGUCUGGAUAAAAUCGAGAACCUGCAAGAAUUCGACAACGACGAAGUCUACAAGAAGGCCAUCGAAGUAUUAGAGAGUUACUGGGACGAGGAAGACCAAAACGAAGCACCGAUUUUCCGGGGCUCUGGUGUAUCUUCUGAGGGUGCAUUCGAGUUUGAUGUUAGCUAGCCUUCAAGAAUUUCUAUAUUCUUUUAUGAAGUGUUUCACAGUUUCCUAUUGGCCCGUUAAUUUCAAACGUGUAUAGCGUUUUAGGUCUUAAAAAAAUCCAAUGUAUUAUCUAUAUGGUUGUUUUCAUAACACUCAAGAGUUAGAUUUGUGUUUUUUACCUCUUA